CGUACAGUCAAUAUAAUAUUUUAAAAUAAUAGUUUUUGAUAGAUCAUGGCAGGAAGAUGCACAACAGGCUUGCUGUUACUUUGUCUUACAGCCUUGUUCAGCUGCCUUUUUGCCUCUCCAGACGUCUGCAGCAACUCCUUCAUACCUGGAGCUAAAGGAGAUCAAGGUGAGAUUGGAGAAGAGGGAGAUGAGGGAAAAGUGGGGAAGAACGGCCCUCCAGGAGUUCCAGGAGUGCCCGGACAAGCGGGGCUCAAAGGAGAGCUUGGUCCCCUGGGAAAGACGGGACCCGGUGGAGAUAAAGGGGACAAAGGAGACACAGGUUUGGAUGGACCCUCUGGUUUGAAGGGGAAAGCUGGCACUACAUGUGACUGUGGAAAGUACCGGAGGGUGGCGGGACAGAUGGAUGUCAGUGUUGGCAAGCUGAGGAAUGCACUCAAGUUUGUCAAGAAUGUCAUGGUGGGCUUAACAGAAAAUGAGGACCACUACUACCUGCUGGUGAGGGAGCCCAAAAAGUUUAAGGAGGCCUCUUUGAACUGCAAGCUAAGAGGCGGUGCCCUGGCCAUGCCCAACACCAUCACCUGUAACCGCCUCAUGGCAGACUAUGUCGGUCAGGCAGGACUCACACGGGUUUAUAUCGGAGUGCAGGCUCACAGCAACUACACAGGUGGAACAAACAGUUCCCAGGAUGUUCUCUCCAGUCCACCACAGGAGUUUACAGCUUGGAGUCUGGACGAGGAGCUCAGUCCUUCCAGCUCCAACUCAACCUGUGUGGAGCUGCUCAGCACUGGGACAUGGGGACGUGUGGGGUGUGACACCGCUAUGUUUUUCAUCUGUGAGUUUCCAAAAAGCAGGAGAAGAGGAGGGGCUAUAGGGGCUACCAACUCAUCAUCUUGAGUCAUUACUCAGAUGUUCAUGCAAGUACAAAUAAAUAAAUGAUGUAUCAAUUUUUUUAAACCACUACAUGUACUACUUUCCUAUGGGGUUCAAA
Nerophis lumbriciformis (worm pipefish) is the source of this 988-nucleotide messenger RNA. It is a transcript of the gene colec10, whose product is annotated as collectin sub-family member 10 (C-type lectin). Gene Ontology annotation, molecular function: growth factor activity. The record is from RefSeq and is a predicted model, not a curated record. Gene Ontology annotation, biological process: ossification. NCBI's taxonomy places the organism in Eukaryota, Metazoa, Chordata, Actinopteri, Syngnathiformes, Syngnathidae.